UGGUGGCGGCGGCGGCGGCGGUGAGGGUGAGGAGGGUCGGGGGCCGACACCGGUUGGUCGGUCGCUCGCGCGCGGAGGGGAGCCCGAGGCGGAGCGGAGCUCGAGCGCGAGCCACAGGAACAUGUCAACAUCGGAUGCAGCGAAUGGACCAGGACAACAAGCGUCUUUUCAAAAUGCUCCUCCAAUGAUUCCACCACCUUUUAUGGGACCGCCUGGUAUGCCUCCACCUUUUCCACCCAUGGGUAUACCACCCAUUGGCCAGAGACCACCAAAUCUGCCACCUUUGCCACCGGGUAUGAUGCCACCGAUGAUUCCGCCAAUGGCAGGGCCGCCAAUGGGACAGAUGCCAGGAAUGAUGCCUCCAAUGAUGUCAGGAAUGAUGAUGUCCCGUAUGCAAACUGCUUCCAUACAAGCAUCGGCACCGCCAGGAGUCAGCACCACGGCCACAGAAGUAACUUCAGCUCCAGCGACUACUGUUGUUCAGGUUACAAAUCCUACAGUCUCUACUGUUCAGCAAGUUUCAACAGCAACUGCAACUCCAGUGGAAGAGCAGCCAAAGAAGAAAUCCAUUUGGACUGAACAUAAAUCUCCUGAUGGAAGGACCUAUUUCUACAAUUCUGACACAAAACAGUCAACAUGGGAGAAGCCUGAUGAGCUGAAAUCCCAUGCAGAGCAAUUGUUAUCAAAAUGUCCGUGGAAAGAGUACAAGUCUGAUACUGGGAAACCCUAUUAUUAUAACUCUCAAACAAAAGAGUCUCGAUGGACUAAACCCAAAGAAUUGGAAGAACUGGAAGAUAUGAUCAAAGCUGAGGAAGAAAAUGGAAUAAAGGAGGCUGCCACUGCAGCAACCUCUACUCAAGAGGCAACAUCAACUACCACGGCAGAGGUUGUGGAGAAUGAAGUUACAACCACCGUUGACAAUGAAAAGCAUCAGAUGGCAGCUGUGGAGCAGUCAGAACCUGAACCCUCCAAUGCUCUUUCCCAUCCGAUAGAAGAAGCCACAAAGCAGGAUAUUCAGGAAAAUGAUAUUCCAAAAAAAGAAGAGGAGGUGAAGAAAGAGCCAGUCCGGAAAACCUAUACAUGGAACACCAAAGAAGAGGCAAAGCAAGCGUUUAAAGAACUCUUAAAAGAAAAGGGUGUUCAGUCGAAUGCAUCAUGGGAACAAGCAAUGAAGAUGAUUAUAAAUGAUCCCAGAUAUAGUGCAUUACCAAAACUUAGUGAGAAGAAACAAGCCUUUAAUGCAUAUAAAAUACAGACUGAAAAGGAGGAGAAAGAAGAAGCCAGACUUCGAUAUAAAGAAGCUAAGGAAAAUUUUCAGCGGUUUCUUGAAAAUCAUGAAAAAAUGACAUCUACUACCAGAUAUAGGAAAGCUGAGCAGAUGUUUGGAGAGACUGAGGUGUGGACUGCAGUUCCUGAACGGGACCGACAAGAAAUCUACGAAGAUGUUUUGUUUUUCCUGGCUAAAAAAGAAAAGGAGCAAGCAAGGCAGUUAAGGAAAAGAAACACCCAAGCACUGAAGAAUAUACUUGACAACAUGGCAAAUGUUACUUACUGCACUACGUGGUCAGAGGCACAACAAUAUCUAAUGGAUAACCCAACUUUUGCAGAAGAUGAAGAAUUGCAAAACAUGGAUAAAGAAGAUGCCCUGGUUUGCUUUGAAGAACAUAUUAGAGCACUGGAGAAAGAGGAGGAGGAAGAGAAGCAGCGGGGAUUGCUUAGAGAGAGGAGGAGACAGCGCAAAAAUAGGGAGGCUUUUCAAGCGUUUUUAGAUGAGUUACAUGAAAGUGGUCAUUUACAUUCGAUGUCUACCUGGAUGGAACUGUACCCUGCUAUCAGUGCUGAUAUUAGGUUCUCCAAAAUGCUGGGACAGCCUGGAUCCACUCCUCUUGAUCUCUUCAAAUUUUAUGUGGAAGAUCUGAAAGCACGUUUCCAUGAUGAAAAGAAGAUAAUAAAGGAUAUUUUAAAGGAUAAAGGUUUUGCGGUGGAAGUCAAUACUACCUUUGAGGAAUUUGGAACCGUAAUCAGCUCAGACAAGAGAGCAGCUACACUUGAUGCUGGUAACAUCAAACUUACUUUCAACAGUUUGCUUGAGAAAGCAGAAGCUCGAGAACGUGAGAGAGAAAAGGAAGAAGCUAGGAAACUAAAACGAAAAGAAACUGCUUUUAAAAGUAUGUUAAAGCAGGCAACACCUCCGCUUGAACCAGAAUCCAACUGGGAUGAGGUGCGUGAAAGAUUUGUAAAUGAGUCUGCUUUUGAAGACAUUACGGUAGAAUCGGAAAGAAAAAGACUUUUCAAAGAAUUUCUCCAAAUCCUUGAGCACGAAUGCCAGCAUCAUCACUCAAAAAGCAAAAAACAUUCUAAGAAGUCGAAAAAACAUCACAGGAAACAUUCUCGCUCUCGUUCAGGCUCAGAGACCGAAGAAGAUGAUUAUCACCAUUCUAAGAAAAAGAAACGGUCUCAUUCAAAGUCUCCUUCGGACCGCUCAUCCAGUGAAGAGUCGGAGCGAAGUUAUAAAAAAUCCAAAAAGCACAAGAAAAAAGGCAAAAAGAGAAGACGCAAGUCUGUGACUCCUGAAUCUGAAGGAGAGCGAGAACGAGAGCGUGAUCGUGACCGGGAAAGGGACCGGGAUAGAAGAGAAAAGGAACGAAGCAGGGAUGAUGAAAAAGAAAGAAAUCGAAAUAGAUCACAAUCAAAACACAAAUCACCUAGAAAGGCCACCAAUAAAGACACGGCUAAUUGGGAUACCUCUGACAGUGAGCUCAGUGAAGGAGAACUGGAAAAACGAAGGAGAACACUCCUGCAACAACUUGACGAUGAUCAGUAGCUAACACUUGUAUGAAUCAACUGAGCCGAAAGUUGGGUGAGAAAAGCAACCUUUUCAACUAACAAACUUAAAAGGAUGACACGUAAUUUUAAGAGCUUUGUUCACCUGUUGUAAUUUUUCAGGGUGAUAUGAUUUGGGUAACAAAAAUAAAUCCCUCACACUUUCUUUGAAUGGCAGUUAGCAAGUUUCUUUGAGUAAAUCCUACUGAUUCCCCCAAACUGCCAAAUUCAAGUUUGGCCAAUUCUCAUGUACUACUGUACAUACUGUUCAUCAUGAGACUUACACCUCAUUCAUAGUUUCUUAAACCUCCGCCAUAAAGAAAAAGCAGAGAAGCUGUUCUCUUUCUGUUGCUAUCUUUAUAGCAAAGAUUCUGAUGUCAGAAAUUGCAGGCAAUUCACUUGAGGUUUUGGAGAAUAGACUUGAAGACAUCCUCUGUGCUAUUUUAUUUUUAGACCUUUGCCUAGCAAUUCCUUUGCUUCCUUUUCUAUUUAGGGACUCGCCAAUAAACAUUGGUGUUUUAUUUGGUUAAAUGUUAAAUUGUUCGUUAUUGAAAUGAGUGGAAAAGGAAAUUCACAAAAUACAUAGUUAUAUUGCAGUUAUAUUCUGUGAAGCGCUUUGAGGCGCUAUAUCAAAUGCAAGGAUUUUAUUAAUUAUUAUUAAUGGUGAUGAAAAUUUAAACUAGCUGGGCACUGCUCUGAAGAUAGUGUGGUACUGUGCUAAAGUCCAAAUGGAGAGUAAGCUACCUGCUAUUUCUGACACAAGUAGAUUCCUAUUGUAUCAAACUAAGGUCGCUGUUUUACAUACACCUUUUGAGCAGUCCUUUCAAAUUCCUGGACAUUAAGAGACUUAAACAUGCAUAAUUGCAAAUGACCCAUUGCUAAAUGUAUUGAAAUGAAAUAACAUUAGAUAGUCGUGCCAUAAAAAUAUAGCAGGAUUUUUUUUGCUAUUAGUAAUUCAAAACUAAAUUCUUUUGGAAAAUCCUGAUGGCUUUAAUUCCUGUUUUAUUGUAAUUAUUAACAAUUUUUGUAAUUUCUUCAAGGACAUUUUUAUUGUAACUUGUCUUUGUCCAGUUUGAAAAAACAUUCUGUGCAAAAAAGAAAUUCCUCAGUUUUGGAAGCACGGUGCAGGAAGAAGAACCUUUGUACUUAUAGCAUAAUUUGUUUUCCCCAAGGAGUACUACAAAUUUUAUUGACGUUGUUCUAAAAUUUAAAAUUUUUCCAAGGCAUGACAUGCAGCAGAGGGUUUCUUUUCCAUCUCUGUAUAUACUUGUGUCUGAAAUACUUAAGCGUUGCUCAGAAAGGGAGCAGGAUAUUUUUGUAUGUUUUAUCACAGAAACAUUAAAAUUUGUUUUCUGCUGAAAGUGUCAGCAUCACAAUGUUGGAUCUAUUGCUUGAUGGGUAUUAGGUUCACUGACAUUAAUUCUUGUUCCUCAAGUCUCCUGCACAAAAUUGCCAUCUGCAUAGUCCCUGGUGUAAUGAUUUCCUGCUGAACUGCUCUUUCUGACACUCCUUUAUGUCAGGUAGGUUUAUACAGUCGUCUCCUCAGUAAUCUGUUCCUACGCAGACAGCAAUAGUGAAUCAACUCAUUUACUUCAGUUGGAAUUACAGGCCGUAUUGCUGGCAAUCAAACACCUACAACACUGAAGAAAGAUAUCAAAGGCACCUGUUUGCCUGCAACAUUGGUUAGGUUGCAUUGAUUGGUUUGAGCCUUUAGCCUUUCUGUCCCCACUCUCUGGAACUUAAUCCCAGAGUCCCUUUGCCUUGCCCCAUUCAAGGUCAGUCGCAAGAGAACAAGCCAAGUGCUCUCUCUAGGAGUCUUCAUGCAUUCUUACAAGCAAAAUUUGCCCAAAUAUCAGGUUACUUUAUUGAUUGGGAUAUGCAAAGACAUUGCUUUAAAAGUACCCCACAUGAGAUAUCUUUAAUAUGUAAGAUGGAUUAGAUGAAAGUAUUAGGUCUUCCUCAAACAUUUCACAUAAUGUAGUGCAGUACUUGAUGAGAUAGUGGGAAGGAUUCAAAAGUGAAACCAGUAUGUCUAUCUUAGUAUGGGGAAUCUUGUGUGCCAAAGAUUUAUGGUAUACAGUUGAGUACCUUUGCUAAGUAAAUGCUGGCAUAUGAUUUCAAUGCUAAACUUUAACUGUUAGGAUAAUUUCACAUAGGUGGGAGGGGGAUUGCAGGGGGGUAACAAGGGUUUGUAUGGUUGUUUAAACUGAAUGAUUUUAAGUCUGUAUGCAGGACGUCGAGAGUUGUCAUUUAAUAAAAUGUGCAUAUCUUUUCCAAAA
This is a messenger RNA of Callorhinchus milii (elephant shark), 5102 nucleotides long. It is a transcript of the gene prpf40a, whose product is annotated as PRP40 pre-mRNA processing factor 40 homolog A. NCBI's taxonomy places the organism in Eukaryota, Metazoa, Chordata, Chondrichthyes, Chimaeriformes, Callorhinchidae. The transcript is spliced from 27 exons. Gene Ontology annotation, molecular function: protein binding; RNA binding. Bases 122 to 2824 code for a protein of 900 amino acids. Gene Ontology annotation, biological process: mRNA cis splicing, via spliceosome. The record is from RefSeq and is a predicted model, not a curated record. Gene Ontology annotation, cellular component: U1 snRNP; U2-type prespliceosome.